This is a messenger RNA of Cotesia glomerata, 11830 nucleotides long. RefSeq names its product lysosomal-trafficking regulator (gene mv). NCBI's taxonomy places the organism in Eukaryota, Metazoa, Arthropoda, Insecta, Hymenoptera, Braconidae. The coding region runs from base 665 to 11359 and encodes 3564 amino acids. Gene Ontology annotation, molecular function: protein kinase binding. Gene Ontology annotation, cellular component: cytosol; membrane. The transcript is spliced from 11 exons. The record is from RefSeq and is a predicted model, not a curated record. Gene Ontology annotation, biological process: intracellular protein localization.
UUAAUUCAAUUAUCAACCUUGAUUUCAUUAAAAGGUUAAUUGUCUCUCUGAUAAUUGUUGUCAUGUAAAUUGUCGUAUGAUUUACAUUUUUUUACAGUAAUAUUUUGCAUAAAAAUAUGAGCCUAUCAUUAUAGUCUUCCCAGCAUUUGAGAGGCUUCUUAAAUAAAUAAAUAAUAAUACGUGGUGUAUUGAUUAAUUUACUCACUAAUUUACGAGUUUGUAGCUGCGGUAUAAGGCUUACGUUGGAAGGAAAAAAUAAUACGAUACGAAGCUGUUAUUAUAAUUAUUAUAUAACUUGAAAAUAAAUAAGGAUAAAGUACAAAUCAAGUUUGGGAAGAGAGACAAGGAAGAAUCAAAGAGUACAUGCAUGCGCGAAGUACGGGGUGUUUCAUUACUAUAACUCGCGGUUUUAUCUUUCAUACAAUCCCACAACGCAAUCCGCGAUCGUUGCACUAGUACACGCUGCUACUACUGGCAAAUAUUUCUGCUAGCUAAUAGUGUCAAAUAUUUUCUGGAGCAUAAUUUUUAUUUUUACAUUAAAAAAUUAUACGUUUGUUGAUAUUUUUAUUUUUUAAUUAAUCAUAAUGAUCAAUCGCUGAGUUAAAAUUUUAUUUCAUCAUUAAAUGUUGUCUAAGAAGGCCUUACACACUUGAGAAUUGUAGAAAUGACUUCACCAGGUUCUAAUGAUAAGCUGCAAACACUCUGGGAUAAUUUCAUUCAUGCUGAGCCGCUGAGUUAUCAGAAAUCUUUGUGGUUGGAUACAUUUCUUGCUGAAUUUUUAGCACAAGUUCACGAUGGAGUAGAUAUUUCUACGAUUACUUCUUCUUGGUGUUCAUUUGGUGGUAACGGUGACGACGGCGGAGUUUCCACACUGAUAGCCUGUGAAUUGCUUUCCGAUAUAAAUGAAUUGUGUACCACAACUAAAAAUGAGGGUGGAGAUGAACUCGUUGAGCUCCGCAAAUACUUGAUUGAGGGACGCGGAUGGCGGUGUUUGGCAGUUCUCGAUUUACUUGGUGGUAUUCGAGAUCUCUCUUGUGGUCGACAACUGGUCGCCCUUCUCAUAGCUCUGUACCCGGUCGUUGCUUCACACCAUGAGCAAGAUCAGUGUGAGGAUGCCGAGAAAAAGAAACCGGUGGAAGCAAACCGUGUUACUUUUUAUAAUCCAUAUAUUAAAUUAAAUUUCAAUGAUGAAACUGUUGAUCAAUUGGAUAUUAUAUCUAAAAUGAAAAAAAAAAAUUAUCAGAGAAAGUUUAAUUAUCAUCACAAUGUAAAUAAUGACGCAGAAAUAUCACGUAAAAAAAUAAAAAAACACAAUGCUAUUGCAAAUGGAAAAAGACGUGAAUUGCGCACAGUUAAAAAUUAUAAAUCAGAUAAUGGAAAAACUGAAACUAAUUACACUGACUCAAGUACUAAUGAGUCUGAUUAUGUACAUGCGGAUGAUGAUAUUGAUCAAACACGUUCUUUGAUGUUUAAGAUACGACUUAAUCCGAUGGAUUUUGAUUACUUUACGCAUGUAAUAAGGAGUGAUGGAAAAAUUGACGAGGAUGAUGACGACAACGACGACGACAAUAAGAUUGAUAAAAAAUAUAUUGCGAUAGGAGUAAAAAAGAAAUUUAAUAAACCAUCUAAUAAAAAUAAAAAAAAUGAAAAAUAUUUUAUCGACGAUCGGGUUAAAGUUGUUUUAGCCACCAAGAUCAGCAAUUUAGAAAUGAGUUUUCUUAUUAUGCAAUUGCUCCAAAGUAUAACAAAAUAUUAUGAAAACACUUCUGUAGAGCAAGCUGUUGCUGUUAAAAUAGUUAAAUUUUCUUUGGAUACUUUGUGGUCACUGCAAUUUGGUACUGAUUCUGAUAAUUUAACUUCAAUUGAAUGUCUCAGGUUGAAAGCAGCCACUUCAAGACUGAUGUUGACCGGUUUGGACGGAGUUCUUACUCUGGAUGAUCAGCUAAUGACUGCUGUAAUAAACAACGGGUUGCUACCAAUGAUAUUGAGACUGUUAGAAGACAGUUGCAGUAGUAAAUUAAUCCUUUCAACCAGCCCAGAAGAGGGUUCAUUAUUACAAGAGUGUAUUUAUGGAAUGACAUACGGUACUCUCGCAUUUCUUUAUUACUUUAUCAGUCAGGGGAAAAAAAGCUUGGAUAAGCUAAAUGACUUUUUAGAGUUAUUCCAGCUAUUUAUUGAGAGUCAAGAUGGUAAAUUGAUCGAGAAAACAAUAGUGACAAUAUUAGAUUUACCAAGUAUUGAUUCAUCGAGGUCGUUGACUCGAGCACAGAAAGUUAUCGACAUGAUAGGCGUACUGAUAAACGGUCUCAAGCACAUAAAACAGGAGCUCGCUUGCAUAGGACAGCAGUCCAAGAUCAAUCAUAGCUCCAAUAACAUCAAGUCUAAGUAUAAUCGUCUUACGGAAACUGAUUCUAUUCAGUCCUAUCAUCAUUACCAUCAUAAUGAUGUACUUGGAGUCGUAUAUUAUCAGCCUACAAUGGUCGCCAAUAUAUCCCAUCAAGCAUGUGGGUGUUCUAUUUCAUCCCUCUUUAUUAUUCUUAUAAGAUUGCUGAAAGAAUCUUCACGAUUUGACUGUGAUUUUCAAGUGAGGCUGCUAAAAAUAAUGAAAAACUCUGGUACAUGCUGCUGCUUUCCUUUAAAAAUAUUACUCGUUAAUAUUAUUAAUUAUGUUAAAAAACAACCGCAUAAUAAACAUAUUUACUCGUCAUGCAUCGCAUUACUCGAGCGGUGUCUAUUUAAAGAAAGUUACAAUUUGUCAUCAGCUGCCAGUGCUAGUGAUGACAAUGAUUCGCACGAUAAUUGCAAUAUCUGCUGCAGUAAAUCAUCUGAUUACUCGUGGGAUUUUAUCGAGCUGUAUGGAUCUCUAUUAUCGCCGGAAAAUUCUCAUUUAUGCUGUAUGACGAUGGCACAUUUAGUUAAAGUCACUUCGCAUUUAGAUUUAUCAGUUAAAUAUGAAAUGCUAUCAAAAGUCUUUUACCCGACAUUUUUAAAAGCAAAAAAUAAUUAUUGUAAAUUAACUAUUGACAGUAAAUCAACGACGACUGUUGAAUUUAUUAUCCAAUCAUGCCUAUCAAUUAUUUCCAGUCUAAUUGUUGACGAUAGUUUGUGCGAAAAAUUUAUCCAGCUCAAUGGAUUAGAAGAGGCGCUGGAGUUAUUGUCAAUUGGCACAUUUACAAGAUCCGUGUGCAAUUUGCUGCAGAUAUCUGUGAUAAUGGAAAUUUUUAACUCUACAAAACAUGAUAUUAAUGCCGAAGGGACGGCCGAAUUCAUCGAGUAUUCACCGCAAAAGUUUUUAUUUGAAAUUCUCGAACAUGAAACUCACAGGAUUCUCUGUGAUAUUGAUGAUAUUAAAAAAUUUAAACAGCGACAGUGUUCAACAGAAAAAUCUACUAGUGAUUUAUUUUCUAAUGACGAUUAUGAAUUUAAUAGAGAAAAAAAGACUGAUGAUAAUAUAGAAGAAAUAAAUAGUGUAGAUAAAAAUGAAACUGAAGAAAUUAAAAAUAUGAACAAACAAAAUGAAUUAUUGAUGAUGAGUUUUUAUAAAGCUAGUGCAGUAUGGCGUACUGCUGCCGGUGUAGCGCUUUAUUGUCCUAAAUUUCGUCAAGACUUUGCAACCCAUCCUACUAUUGUAGAAUCAUCAUUAAAUCUUCUUAAGAUCCUCGUAGUUAGUAUUGUCGAAGAUCGCAUUCUAGACGUAAACAAAUGGGCCCACAAACUUGCCGAAACAUUAAUCACCUGUAACUUGACAUCCGCAUUAUAUAAUAAUUGUGACAUAAUAAACGUGCUCAAAAAGACACUGAUAAAUGCCGGAGUUAAAUUUGGAAAAGGAAUUGCCGUUUUGGUGGAAAUAUUUCUCAAAAUCGCUAUGCUUAAACCUUGCCGAGAACAAAUUGCAUUACAGCCUGGUCAACUCAGACUACCGACAAUGAUAUCAGAUUGCUCAUCAUCGGUACCAGAUUACGGCGCUGACGAAAGCAGUGCAGGUGAAUACGUCACUGCUGAUGAUGGAUAUGAAGCGGAUAUUGAAAUUCCAAGUAAAAGUUCCAGAGAUGAAGAUAGUAGUAAUCAGCAUAAUAAUUUACCCAAGGGGACAAAUUCUUUGAGAUCUAUUUUCGACUCUCGAGGUGGACAUAUCAACACCAAUAUUACUGCUCAUCCAGCAUUAUGCUCAUUAGUGAUUGACCUACUGAUCCAGUUUAGUGAACAAGGAUUGGAUACUGAGAGAUGCAUUAUUGUGAGUCAAGGACUUAGGAAGGUUGCGGUUACUUGUCGAGAAAGCGUAUCAAAUUGCGCUGCACUUGCAGGAUCCGGGGUCAUUGCCAAAUUGUUAAAUGGAUUUAGACAAAUUUUGAUAAGCAAACAUCCUCAACAUGAAGAUUUACAACAAGCGAUACUUCAAGUCUUUAGAUUAUUAGCCACUCAAUCAAUAUCUCCAGACGAAUUAUUACUCUAUUUUUCAUUAUUUAAAAUUCAAUCUCCACCUAUGUUGUCUCUCUUACAACCACUUCAUCGAUUAGUUAUAAAUCUACAACCCCAGCCAAAUUUUAUUCUCUCAUUUCCGCUUGUUUCAACACCGAACUUAUGCAAACAAAGUCCACGAGUAAAAGAAGAAUGCAAAAAUAUCGAAAAAGUAUCGAAUACUGUCCACAAUUAUCGUGAGAAACAUUUAUCUGCGGGCGUUUACAGUCCGUGGUCAGUUCACGCUACAUGUUUACCUAUUGGCUCAGAAUUAUCGUGGUCUGUGUGGUUGCAAGGAUGCUCGGCUUCGAUGUGGAUACGAGUGGAACGGGGAGUGCUAUUGGGCUCAAGAUUAACAGCAGCUAAAACUUCUCCUAUUAAUUUGUUUAAUUCUGAAAGUGAUAGUCUAUCUGAAUGGGGAACCUCUAUUUUAUCGGAUAACAAUUUUUGGAGCCGUGAAAUAUCUGCAGAAUCAAUAUCUCCACCGCCACCCCUAACUACAAUCGUUCAUUUGAUGUCUAUUGGUUUUGAAUCACUGAUACUGGAAACUUGGCUAGAUUUGCGAUCGGAUAAAUUAAUUGUUCGCUUGAGUCGACCUCAUGAGAAAAGCAAUACUGUUAUUUCCGAAACCUCUAUCAGUGGACUGUUACCUUCAGGACGCUGGCAUCAUUUGGCAAUUAAUUUCAAAGACACUGUGCUGAAUCGAAAAUGCGCAGUGGUACAAGUGACGAUUUGGGUAGACGGUUGGCGCGAAGCUAAUGUUGAACUGCCGUUUGACGGUUUAUUGGUACGAAAACCAGCUACAACUACUUGCGUUAUGCUUGGUCAAUCUGCUGUUGUCAGCAGUGGUAAUGAAACUACUGGUGGAGCUUGGUAUUUAGGAAAUCUCAUGUUAUUUAGGUAUCCAGUUUUUACGAAAGAACGAGCUUUAUACUUGACAAGCUUUGGGCCUAAUUAUACAAAUAUCGCAGAUUGUAUAUUAAAUUCCAUAAAACCAGAUUUCGCGUCACUCAUUGCGUCUGGCUCGACAAAUGGAGUACGUCAAGUGAAAUUCAAGAGUGGAAAAUUUGACGUUAACCGAAGAAAAUCAUACGGAGGAACUUAUCUCCGACGUAUUGUUGAAACUAAAAUAGUUUCUGUAGACUCCGAAAUCGAUUGGAAUUCCGUGAUGAAUGAUGAUACAACUCACUCAUCACAAUUGAGUGAAUUGCAGGACAAUAUAUUAUUAUCCUACGAAGCAAAAUGUCCGAAUACUGUAAAUUUAUAUCCACAAGCAAUAACUAAUCCAAGCGCUGUGGUGAGAAAUCUUUUGCCAGGACAACCUUCACCCGGAUUUCGAGUGGUUUCUGCUCCUGAGCAUAGAGUCUCGCAGCAACCGCCUCUAUCAAUUACUGUAAUUACUCCAACUAAUCAACUUGAGCGUCAGCAGUACCGUGGAUUUAUAUCUUCAGCAAGUUUGGUUGGCGGAAUACCGAUAUUUUUGUAUUUAUUUGCACGAAUCGUCGAACUUGAAUCUUCUGAAGAAGAGCAAGCACUUGCACUGUCAAUAGUUAUUAAUUUAGCUCGAAGCGACUCUGAACUUCUCAGUCAGUAUAAUUCAGAGGGCGGUCAGUCGUUAAUCAUGCGUGUGUUAGAGUCACCAAGAUGUAAAGCUGGAAGAUAUUUACUCAAAGCUAUUUUAGAUUCUGCCUGCAGUAGUUCGAUAAUUGUAAAAGACAUUGCUAAUGGAAACAAUCUUACAAUUCUGCAAAGCUCCGAGGCUGUUAUUGUAGAUCCGGAGUUGAUAAAAGAGUCAUUAAGUGUAUGGAAGACCUGGGUCAAACACGAUACGUUCAAUAUGUUUUUACACGCUCUAUUGGUGUUACUGAGAGACCAACAUGGCCAAAGAGAAUUCAACGCAACUCAAUUAAAUAGAGAAGCUAUUGUCGAAACGAUUCUAUUCGUUUGCAAGCAGCAUUUCAUGUACGAAGAUUUAAACACUCUCUGGGACACCACAACUGGUAAUUCAAUAGUGGAAUUAAUUAGAGCGCUCAUGGGUGCUCCUCCGGAAUUUUCUCACCUGGUUGCCAUCAUGGACUAUCUCAUACUAGUCCACCAGGCAUCAGACACUUAUGUCACACACUCACGACACAAUAUGUACUUUUUAUUGCCGCCACUAGUGAUAGAAGAAGCCAAUACUGUGAGUAAAUUAAAGUCUACUGUUUUUAAUCAUUUACCAACAACUGCGAAUACAACGACAACAAGUUCAUCUGACGAAUCUAAUCAUCCUCCGCUCGAAGUGACUAAAUUGAAUAAAGCGCUGAUAAAUGUCCAGCUUCAAAGAGACAGAGCCUUAAAACGUCGUGAAAAACGUAGUAUUAGUAGCAACAAUUCGCAUAAUAAUAAUAGUAAUAAUACCAGAGAAACGAGUGCAGGGGAAGAUUCAGGUAUAGCUGCAAGCGACGGUUCAAAUAAUCAGUUAGGAAAUGACAAUAGUCCAUCCGGAAAAACAGAUGAAAAACGUGUUUGUCAGGGACUUGUCACCGAAGGUCUUUUAUUACUCCUAAGAGAUGCUCUCCGCGUUCUACCCGAUUGUCACAUAGAAUCUGUCGUAAAACACGUAAUUCGAGCAGAAUUGCUUUUAAUUUUACUAAACAAUCCAGAUACCAGAGUUCGAACCGCAGUUGUUAAAGUGAUUCAAAUUUAUCUUCAGCGAGCGGACGAUGAAGAAAUAAAUAAGUUUAUAAAGCAAAAAUAUUUCUUUCACUUGGCUAAUCAAAUUACACUUUACCCCAGCAAUAACAAUGAGUCUUUAUCAUCUUCGUUGGAAUGUCUGGCACUAAGAGGUCCUACAACAUUAGCAGCCAUCCCACCUUUACUAGCGAUGCUUACCAGGAUACCGAUCACCGGAUCAAAUAUUACUAGACCAAUAAUAAAUUUAAUUGUUGAUAUGAUCAACAAAAAUCCCUCUGCUCUGCGUACACUUUUAUCCGACCAGGGUUUGGCAGAAUCAUUGGCUCAGUCUCUCGUUGGAGGAGCACAUAAUUCGUCAAUUGGAGCAUCGCCACCAUUGCUUAUCAAUGACAUCCACAUUCUCUUAGUCAGUAUCGCCACAAAACUACUAGACCAGCCGGGUAGUCAUCACAUGCCAGCAAUAUCAGACUUGCAUUUGAUAUUAAACUAUGUAGAGUUAAAUGAAAGAGCUCAGUGUGGUGCAGAUGCUCCUUGUGUAUCUGUAAUUCGCAACGCUCAGGUAGUUUUGUUUGACGGUGAGCUGGAUGUACUGAUGCCAAAAGUCUCGUCUCUGCAAUCGGGAUUUAAGUUGCGCAGCGCGACUUCGUAUUUAGCUUCUUCAUCAUAUUUGACACACCACAGUGCUCUUACAACUUCCAGCGAACAGAGUGAUCACGAGUCGCGUUCAUCUAGUUACGGAAAUGGAAGCGCUAGUGGUAUCAAUCUUUAUGGAUCACCAAACCGAGAGCCACGGAGAGGAGAAGUCAAUGAACGUUUUCGAAGCAUUCUUUUUAAAGCUAUCGAUUUUUUAACUGCUUCAGAUUGCGCGCCAUCAACCAACGAGCUUGAAUUGACGAAAAGGAUUUACAUUAUACUUUUGUAUGGAUUGUCAAGCAGUUCUUUUGAUAGGAAAAAUAAUUGGAGCGGUUCAUGGUCAAUGAGGUCAAUUUUACGAAAGAAUGCUGCUAAAAUGUUGAUUUGGUUGUUGAGUCCGCAUCAAAGUAACAGCACUCGUGUUUUUACUAUUCGAUCGCUGAUGGAAGAGUCCAGAGGUCGUGAAAUAUUGUCCUCUAUUCUUGAUAUUCACAGCAAUGUUGAAAAAAAGUUGUAUAUAUUCUUGUGGGAUUUAUUUGAGAGACGAACUGAUAUGCCGAGUUCGGAUGCCAGAGUAUGCACGGAAUUCAAAGAAACUUUGGCUGUUUGGCAUCCUGCAUUAUUAAAUCCUGAAGGUACAUCGACAUCCCAAGAGAGGUUGAACAAUGAAGAACAAAUAACUGCGAUGCAUCUCGAGUUUUCAAAAGAUCGUGAAAUUUGGUUGGAGAACAAUCUACUGGCAUUGCACCGAAUAGGAAAUAAAUUUGAUGCGCUGGCCAAACAAUUGACUGAGAGCGCAAUGGUAAUCACCCGGUCUGUGAUAGAAGAACAGAAUCACGAGCGCAAGGCUCUGAUGGAGAAGUUUAAGCACAGCCGGGGACUAGAAGCUCAGUCGAUGGCUCGCUGGAGAGAUUUAACUAAGCGGCUGACUCACGAACGCGCACCUUGGUACUUUCCUGAGUCAUAUCCAAUUAAUUGGGAGCUUGACCCUACGGAAGGACCGGCGCGAGUACGAAUUCGAAUGCAGAGAUGUCAUCUGAAAAUUAAAAAAAAAUUCUUUUUAAAUGACCAGCAAACAGAUCCUAGAAAAACUCCCAAUGAUGACCAAGCUCCUGAAGAAAUAGACCAACCACUGUCGUAUCUUUUUACAAAUAUGAGACGGCAGGAUUUAAAUGCCACGGCUCUUAUUGAGCGACUGCACACCAGUGAGCGGAUUGGAAAAAUGUGUCAAGUCCAAGUAGUAACUCCGCAAACAGAAAUACCUGGCGAAGCUCUAAUUGGUGAAACUUGCUUGUACUUUGUUCCAGACGAUCCAAAAAAAUCAGUUUAUUCUCAAGAUACAGCUCUGCUAGGAGCUGGCUGCAGUGGUCUCGAUCUUGCAAUGGCUGGAGGUACAGCCUGGAAAUUAAAAGACAUCAAAGAGUUGCAUAGAAGACGCUACCAGCUCCAGGAACGAGCGAUUGAAUUUUUUUUAACUACUGGAAGAACCUUGUUGUUAGCUUUUAACUCUUCUAAGGAACGAGAUGAGUUUGUCAGUCAAUUAUUAAACUGCAAUCUACCGCACCGAGUUCCUGGGGAUGAUUUGAACGAAGCUUUAGCUGCUUGGCGCAACGGCUACCUCACAAACUGGGAGUACAUCACGUGCUUGAAUAAACUCGCUGGAAGAUCUUACAAUGAUUUGAUGCAAUACCCGGUGUUUCCUUUCAUAUUAGCUGAUUACAUCAGCAGCAAAAUAGAUCUUACUAAUCCAAAUAUUUACAGAAAUUUGAAGCGUCCAAUGGCUGUCCAGGACAAGAAGAACGAGCAGCACUAUAUAAACAAUUACAACUACUUGAAGCAAGCUCUUGCAGAAGAUCAAAAUUUGAUCGCGUUGAACCAACAGCCUUAUCAUUAUGGCUCUCAUUACAGCAACUCGGGUACUAUUCUUCAUUUUUUGGUCCGACUUCCGCCGUUUACCAACAUGUUUUUAAAUUACCAGGAUAACAACUUUGACAUACCUGACCGAACAUUCCACGCACUGGCAACUACAUGGAGAUUAACGAGUUGCGAUUCAACUACUGACGUCAAAGAAUUAAUUCCAGAGUUUUUUUAUCUGCCAGAAUUUUUCUUAAAUUCUGAAAAUUUUAAUUUUGGAGUGCGACAAAACGGAUGCAGAGUUGGAGACGUUGAACUGCCGAGCUGGUGCAACAAUGACGCUAGAUUAUUUAUACUAGUACAUCGAGCUGCGCUGGAAUCUGACAUAGUUCGUGAGAAUGUGUGUUAUUGGAUCGAUUUGGUGUUUGGUUUCCGGCAAACUGGAAGGCCUGCUGUGGAAGCGAUUAAUGUCUUUCACCCGGCAACAUACUACGGAUUCAACGUCGAUACAAUAUCUGAUCCAGACGAGAGAACCGCUUGGGAAACUAUGGUCAGAACUUACGGACAAACUCCAGCUCAACUUUUCACAGCCGCACAUCCACUGCCUUGCAAUGUUAUGCUUAACUCAUCAAAUUCUUUGGCCUACAAUACCAUUUCACCGGUUAUUGAAGGGGUCGCGGGUAUUAAAUGGGGCAAUUAUGUCGGAGCGCCUGGAAACGAACCUGUUCUAUGCUGGAAGCACAAGCAUCGUGUACCGAUAGUGUCACUCAUUCCCCUUACUACGGGAGAAGUUUUCGGGUUGCCGGUAUGUACUUCUUUGCUCAUUGGAUAUAACAACGAGAAAGGAGGUAACAUGGUAAACAGCACGACAGUAUCAGGAGCAGCCCUCGCUUCUUGGGAUAACAAUGAUGGUAUCAUUAGACUAAAAUCAAAAAAAGAACAGCCUCCUAAGCCGCUAAUGAAAUCUUCUGGAUUCGAUCCGAUAACUGUGUUAGGUUCUGCUGCUGAUUGCGGCCAACUUUGGAUCGGUUACAUGUCAGGAAAAAUUAUGGUCUACUCAUACAGUAUCGAAGCUAGUGGAAAAAUAAAAUUCGAGUCACCAACAGCUCCAGCUUCUGUUCUCUUGGCUCAUAGAUGUGCAAUAACUGUAAUUGUUUUGUCGGGAGCUUUUAGUAUUGCUGUCUCGGGUGACGUCAAAGGUGUCAUUGUCAUUUGGGAUCUAAAUAGUUUGUCAUACGUGAGAUCUAUAGUGUGCCAUGACAUUUAUACGGUAAACAAUAUAUCUAUAAGCGAUACUCUUGGAGAUAUUGCAGUUGUCUGUCAAUUAACAGCGCCAAAACGACAAUUAACAUUGCCGAUAUCUUCUACGGAUCAAAAUAAUUUUGAACACCAGUCUCAGUUGAAAGUAUUUACAAUAAAUGCUAAAUCUGUUGGCACGGUUUUAUCCAGAAGAAGGAUAACUGCGUUAUGUUACAGCAACGCUCCAGAAGGAGUUUCUGUGAAUGUAAUAGCCACUGGGCUUGAUAAUGGAGUAAUAAGAUUAUGGAGUAGCUGGGAUUUGAGAUUAAUCCGUGAAAUCGUAAACGGCGGAACAGACUGUGGGGCUAUAAUAGCAAUAGCAUGGGCAUACGAUCAACAUCAUCUUUAUGCAGCGACUGAAAAUUCAACAGUUUUAAUUUGGGAAGGCUUACGACGACUUAACAGUGGCACACCCAAAUUCGUAAAUUUAACUUCGCUUUGAUUUGAUAAAGCAGGCAUAAUAUUAAACGGCUCUAAUUAAAUAUUUAGAUACUCAAUAGUGUAUUUUGAGUAAUCAAAUAUUAAGAUUUUAUAAAUUUCUCAAAUAUGUGAUAUACUGAAAGUUAUUAUCAUUUACUCCAAAUUGCCAUAAUAUUAAUUAAUAAUAAUAAUAUUAUAUAUCUACGUAAUUAUGUUUUUAUGAUAUUAUUGAAAUAUUUAUAUUAUAUACCGUAGUAUUAUUCGAUAUUUAUAUAUAUUUGAAUUAUGUAUGUAUUUUUAUACUCUAUUGUCAUGAAAUUAAUGAUUCAUAAUAUUUUCAUACUGCAUUAUCAGAAAAAUACCGUAAACCAAGGUAUCGAUGAACAAAUGAGUAACAAUUGAAUUGCAUAAUAAUUGUAUUUUUAUGUAUUCUCUAUGAAAAAUUCCUUAUUGAUUAUGUAUAAAAUUUAAUUUAUAUUAAAUUUCACGUAAA